AUGCCUCUUGAGGAUGCGGCGUUUGGUCGGCACUUCGUGCCUGAUGACGGCCCUGCUGCUGAGGUCUUGGCUCGCAAACGCGCCGCCACCUAUCAGCGCCUCACCAUGCAGCUGACGCUGGAGGCGGCCGCCCGCUUUGUGGCGGCAGCGGACGUCUCGACUGACAGUGGUCAGUCGGCUGCCUCCGGGUAUCGCGUGCUGCUUGUCUGCGCGGCUUCGCGCUUGGGCUGGCGCUGCCGCGUCUGGGUGGCAGCAGUGCUGGUUCUUUUCGGGCUUGUGUUUUGUGUGUGCUUGUGCAGCUUCUCGCUGUGGACUCGCUCAAUGCCUCUUGAGGAUGCGGCGUUUGGUCGGCACUUCGUGCCUGAUGACGGCCCUGCUGCUGAGGUCUUGGCUCGCAAACGCGCCGCCACCUAUCAGCGCCUCACCCAUGCAGCUGACGCUGGAGGCGGCCGCCCCCGCUUUGUGGCGGCAGCGGACGUCUCGACUGACAGUGGUCAGUCGGCUGCCUCCGGGUAUCGCGUGCUGCUUGUCUGCGCGGCUUCGCGCUUGGGCUGGCGCUGCCGCGUCUGGGUGGCAGCAGUGCUGGUUCUUUUCGGGCUUGUGUUUUGUGUGUGA
Molecule: messenger RNA, 615 nt
Organism: Guillardia theta CCMP2712
Lineage: Eukaryota; Cryptophyceae; Pyrenomonadales; Geminigeraceae
Exons: 4
Coding region: 1-615 (204 amino acids)
Source: RefSeq, a predicted model, not a curated record